This is a messenger RNA of Lingula anatina, 5898 nucleotides long. RefSeq lists its product as uncharacterized. Gene Ontology annotation, cellular component: membrane. The record is from RefSeq and is a predicted model, not a curated record. NCBI's taxonomy places the organism in Eukaryota, Metazoa, Brachiopoda, Lingulata, Lingulida, Lingulidae. Gene Ontology annotation, molecular function: transmembrane transporter activity.
CUUUGUCUUAUUCAGUCCGUCGUAUUAUCAACAGACUAGGCAAAUACCUAGGCAUUUACAUUCUAAACACUCUGGUCUCCACACUGAAGAAGGAUAAUAUUUGCUCCUCGCGCCAGCAGCUGCAGUGCAACUCAUAAGCAUGUGACAGGGAAAGCUCCCAUUUAUCCCGAUUCAUAGUGUUUAGGAGUUUGGGCGAGGUAUAGACAGGGAUAGCUCAAGAACUCUGACUCAAAGCAGAGAUCUUAGCCACGAUGAGCGACAGCAUGUCGACAGGAGAGCAAGAUGAGCCGGACCAAGCUAUGGCUCUGGCCAGCGAGAGUCGGGGAGAUCGUCAAGAAGCAUCAGAUUUUGCACACCAAGACGCUCGCCGUCUUCUUAUGUCUCCCACUGAGGAAAGAACGGAUGAUCGUGCUAUUAGUGAAUCGUUAAGACGCGAUUUAAGGCGAUGUUCACCCAGGAGUAGUCAGACUACGUCGAGUAUAGAUUUGCGACAGCUCCCUGCCGAAAACGACUUGCGAAACGGGAGAAGAGUUGGUACUGAAAAUUUGCCUAGGCGUCCUUCGUAUUCACUGGGUAAUGUCAGUGAGCUACAGAGAUCUUCGACCAGGCCAAGUUGUGCAAUAGAAUUAACCCAGCGCACUUCAACCCCUGUUGCCAAAAACGGCACCACACCUUCAGAUCAAAAGCAGGUAUCUGCCCCCGUGUCUGUCUGUGAUACUAACCGCAAACGUCUGUCUUUACGAGGUUUGUUACUCGAAGAAUCAAAAGAACACUCAAAAUCUCAGGUCCAACUUCACUCUCGAGGCCCACGUGGCCUCGGAUUCGCGCCAAACAAUCCCGCCAAUUUUCGAAACGAAACUGGCCGAGACAACUCACGACGAGCCUUUUCCAUACCCAACGUCUCCAAUCUCAGGUAUGCGCACGUCCGGUCGUCCUCCGGGAGCCAUAAUGAUCUCAACAGGGAUUCCGGUUAUGAAAACUCUGACAAUGAUAGAGAAAUGUCCACGCCAUCUGACAAUAACAGUGUCGACACGGUCAGUAUGAAUGAAACCGUGAACGAAGAACUUAAGGAGCCCUUGUGGAAAGAGCACAAGGUUGAUCAUCAACAGCAAAACGGACACCUAAAUGGCCACGCCCAGUUUUGUGAAGAGAAAGAUUUCUCUAAAGGAGAUAUAGAAAGAGGCAGCGAAGACGGUGGGGAUGUCAACAGUUGUGAAAAUGCGUCGGCAGCAGAACUUCGUAACAGGAGGAAAGAACACAAAGAAAAGAAAAGAAAGGACGAACUGGAAGAAAAAUUAAGACGCGAACGAGAGAGACCUCCCCUGUGGUAUUGUCGUUUGUUGGUGAAGCACCCAAGGGCCUCUUUCUUUUCCACUCUAGGCUGCCACGCCCUCUUUGUGAUCGUGACCCUGAUAUUGUACUCCGCAGGCUAUGACAUCUUCCCGACGGAGUUCAAUCGAUUUCCAAUGAUCUUAAAUAAUGAUGUAACCCGCCUGAGAGAGCUCUCGUGGAUACAUCGUAACAAUGAAACGGACAUCGGGAAAGGGCACCAAAUCAACCGCUUCUCCCGAGAGAGCCUUAUACUGUUCCGAAACCGCAGCGUCCAUUUCGACAAAUUGUCGCUGUACUAUGAAGUGGAAGAAGACAAGAACAUUUUUCGGAAGGAGAUCUUUGAAGAUAUGAAGCGCCUAGAAGACGAGAUCUACAACCUGACGAAUUACCAAGAUAAGUUCUGCCAACUGGAUCUUCGGAACAACUGUGUGAAACCGAUGUCCAUUUUGCGUUACUUUGAUGGAACUUAUCAACACUUGCACCCAACUUUCUACGACCCCGACUUUGAAAAUAUCCACAAGGUCCUGUUUACCGCAGCUCAUCAUAAUCAAACGAAGACGGCAUUUCAGUUCUUCAUGAGCGCCGACUCCUCGAUAGACGCGAAAGGGGCAUUUGCCUCAUUAACACGCUCCAGUUUCCCGUUAGGUUGGCCGUUGCCUGGCAACGAUUCCGAUGAUGAGAAAACUUCGCGUGUCCAAGAUUUUCUAGUCAAAGACGUCAAACCAAAAUUGGUUGAAUUUGUGAAGGACAAACCAAAUGGCGUAGAUCUCAUUUACUAUGCUCUUAUGCUAUUUGCUCAUGACGUACUAGAUCAAGUUGUCUAUGAUUUAAUUUUGGCCGUCGGUAGCUUAUGCUUCAUAUUUGGGUUCAUCUGGUUUCAGACCAGGUCAUUCUGGGUGACCAGUUGGGCCGUUCUAAGCAUUGUCACUGGGUUCUGUUGUGCAAAUCUUAUAUACCGAAUCGUCUUAGAUUUUAGAUAUUUUGGGUUUUUCCACAUUUUGGCAAUUUUCAUCAUUCUUGGCAUAGGCGCAGAUGAUAUAUUUGUCUUUUACGAUAACUGGAGAGCGACAGGGAAGGUGAAGUAUCCAAGCCUGUCACAUCGGCUUUCUGAUUGUUACCGAAGGGCGGCGGGAACCAUGCUUGUGACGUCAUGCACCACGAUGAUUGCCUUCUUCGCCAGUGCCGUAUCUCCGAUUUUGCCGGUGAAAACAUUCGGACUAUUUUCUGGACUAUUAGUGCUUGUUAACUAUUUGUCCGUCAUAACCUUCUUUCCAGCUGUGGUGAUAGUGCACCAUCUCUACUUUAAGGGAAACAAAGCUUGUUGUUGCUGCGCGCCGAAGUCGAGCGAGGCGAAAACGCAUUUAGUCAGUAGGCAGUCCAGUACUUCUACUAACCCACAGCAAGAAAAGAAAAAGAAAAAUGUGAUCAUCAGAUUUCUCAGCGGCAAAUAUUUCAAGUUUAUUACUCACCCGUUCUGGAAAUUUUGGAUCCUGUUGUGCUUCGCGGCGAUCUUGGGUGUAUUCAUUUACUACGCCAAAGAGCUGAGUCCAGACGAGGAAGAGUUGCCGAUCUACAAGCCGUCUAACAACUAUGGCAAGGCACAGAACCGCCGCCUUCACGCAUUCAAACCAAGCGAAGAAGAUCAAUACGUCACAGUGUAUUUGGUGUGGGGGUUGAAAGAGCGAGACGUUAGUGGCUGUCACCAGUCAGACUUCAGGUGUACAGGGAAACAGGUCUGGGAUGAUAUGUUCGGACUCAAUUCCCCACCGGCACAAAUAGCUAUGAAGAAUUUGUGUACCCGACUGAAAACCUUGACAGAUGACGAGAGAGAUGAAUUAAAAGUCCGAUUGGAUCUUGUUACCAAGAAACCACAGAUCGCUUGUUUCAUGGAUAAUCUUGAGGCGUUUGUUAAGAAAGAAGAGCUCAAAGAUCGGAACCGCAGCAAAUACACGAAAAGAAAUGUCAGCUAUGAGUACCCUCUGACCGAGACUAAUACAAAACAGUUUAUGGAGAGCCACCCACUUAUCUAUAACCUAGCCGAAAUCAAGCGAACUUUUUAUCGAUAUUUUGAGAUCUUUGUCUCUUAUUGGUUGAGCGACGGGUACCGUAUGACGCAUACUGAAGACUUCAGCAAUUACAACAAACUGAUAGGCGAAUGGAAAGAAGAUGGUUACACCACUCCUGUUAGGAUGGUCACAGGAGCCUAUUAUGGAACGAAACUGAAAUUCAUAGCCAUCGAGGUGAAUACCACAUUAAAUGCGCAUGCGCUGGGAUAUGCUACGGGCCUGCCCAUCAUGGAGAGAUGGGAGGACUUUAUGAAAGAAGAGCUGGCUAAAAUGCCUCCAGAAUUACAAGGCGGAUUUCAAGUAACCGAGAAUACGUGGCACUGGCUGAAGGUCCAGCAGAAUCUGGCAAGCACGGCUCUCAUGGGAAUAGUCAUUGGUAUAUCUCUUUCCUUCCCAAUCUUGGUAUUCGCCACACAGAAUAUCAUUAUGGGGUUCUUGGCAACUCUUACCAUGGGUAUGGUGACGGUGUGUGUGGUAGGAGUCAUUCCAAUGGUGGGCUGGAAACUAGGGGUUUUGACAUCCCUGAAUCUCUGUCUCGUGGUUGGACUGGCGGUGGACUACGUUGUGCACCUCGCAGAGGGCUAUCACCUGUCUCCACACAGAGACCGUCUUGGGCGCGUGCGCGACAUGUUAGAUCACGUGGGCAUUUCCGUCCUAUCAGGUGCCACCACCACUUUGGGAGCGUCCAUCUUCAUGAUGUUUGCCGAAAUUCAGUUCUACGUCCAAUUUGGGAUUUUCAUUUUUUCAGUAAUUGGAUUUUCUAUUCUGUUUUCUUUGUUGUUUUUUACCACUCUUUUGGCCAUCGCUGGCCCACAAGGUGAUACCGGCUCCCUCGCCCCUUUGGUAACUUUCUUUACACAUCUUCACAUUGGGAGAGACAAAGAAGACAAAGAGUGUGACAAAUGCCAAGGUAUGGGUUUCAUCAAAAAGAUGAAACUUGACGACUACCAGCAAGAGGAAGCAAAACCGUAUAUGGGGAGGGACAGCUCUAGGGUGACCAUUAAACUCGCAAUAUUUGGCAAUGACAACAAAGAAAAAGAGGAAGAGGAGGAGGAGGUCGCAAAUAUCACGAACGGUUCAGAAAGCUCUAAAUUUUUGCAUCUUCAUGACAUUCCCGAACAUCGACAAAGCCCAAUAUUAGCCCUUCAACCGGGUGACGGGAACAACUAGUCGGAAUCAGCUGACAGAUCUUCAUCAUUCGUUUUGUUAUUGGACUUCUUUUCACUCUACGAAAGAAACCAUUCCAAUGCUGUGUUAUCACACAAAAGAUAGCCAUUACACCCUGAUAAUGUAGGCCUAUGUCUGUAGGCUGCAAAGUCUGGAGGAGGGUUACAUGCAUGUUAAUUACACAGUCAUUUAUAUGUGGUAUCAAAACAAGAGUUACAAUCGUACUGCACGCACGCACACAAACGCACACAUGCACACACACACACCAAUUAUCAGUUAUAAAACAUUUUGUAAAAAAAAGAUCCGUGUAGGAGAUUAUUAUAUUGUUGACUUAUUGAUAAAGAGGGCCAAAUCAGAGCAGCUGUAAUUUAUAAAAUAUUUCAUUAGUUUUCAUUUUAUAUUUUUCUGUGCAUCAAAUUCUUGUCCUCCCUCCUCCCAAAGUAACCCAGAUGAAAAUUGCAAAGUAUGCUCAGUAUUCUCUAAGAAAUUUGCAUCCCCGUGCGUUUGGUUAGUAAGGAGUAGACUCACAGCUGUGAAGGUAUAAACCCAAGCAAACUGAGGUCAAUAGUAAUGAUGGUUGCUUGUGCUCGACUAGAUUACUAUAACUCGCUCUCAAGUGAGGGAUCAAUGAUUUUGCAGAGGGUUUUAUAUUUUUUUCAGUCCGAAUGGUGAAUACUUAAAAGGUCAACAGCUAUUUCUGUGGGUAAGAUUUCCAAUACAUUUUGCAUUAAGGGAAUGUGUAAUUACGAGAGAUGCACCGGCUUUGUGUAUGUGUGUCAGUGAGUGGAUGUUUAGACAAGAUGUGUGUCGCUGUAUAGACGUGUUUUGGUGACGCUGUUUUAACAUUUUCAGUAAGCUGGUAAAGAUUGCGGUUUGAAUUUUAUUAGCUGGUAAACCAUUAUUUAGUGUUACUCCUUAUGUUAUUUACUCGUGCGACUUGUAUCGAUCUGAAGAUUUCUAAGAGGGCAUAAUGUUGGGAAUUUGAAGUGUCAUUGAAAACUCAGCUCUGUAUUUUAAUACUGGUGAAGUUUGCAUAGAUACAGUAUGUCGCACGCCAACCUAGCAUUAGAUCUAAGAAACCCGAGUCACACUCUUUAUGACAUAACAUUUAAUUUCAACUUAUGAGAUUAAAAAUUUACCUCAUCAGGGAUUUACGCCGACACGACCAUGCAAGACGAACGAUAGGCUUAUGUUGGAAUUAUCAAAGGAGAUUUAUUAAAUACUGUUAAACAAAUGAAAACUAUGUUAGUCUGUCAAAAUAUGUGGAAGCAUUGUUAAGUAGGACGUUUAUAUGAAUGUAUUUCAUGAACUGUAUUAUUAAAUUUUGUUUACA